GGAGGCGUCCGAAGCGGCCCAAGAGGGCCCCCGCAACCAUUCUGGCUCGAGCCAUCUCGGCGAACUUGGUUUGGAGAUCGCGAGAGGCGCCCGCAUGGGCGCUCGAGCUGCCGACCGGGUGCUGAGUGCGAGGUCGGGGUGGUCGAUGACUUCCAGCGAGGUGUACCGCGCGCAGGGCGGCGAGGCGGGGGACGCCGCUGCGGAGGAGCUCUCGGGGUGGCUCUCGCAGGCGCUCGCCGAGGAGAGGCAGGCCCUCCGCUCCGCCCUGGAGAGGAGCCAUUGGGAGAGCCGGGCCGCGCUGGACGAGGAGCUGGGCAGGAGACACAGGGCGUUGACCGCGCAGUUGCGGCAGCGGUGCCAGGCACAGCAGGAGUGCGGAGGCCCCGACUGCCUCCCCGGCGUGCCGUUGGAGGGCAAGGCAGAUGGUUGGGCGAGCCACACGACGACCAGCUGCACGCCGCCCCCUUCGAAUCAGACCGUGGUGGUGCUGCAAGAGUUCGCUGGUGACCGCGCCGCGUCCGCUGCUGACGUCGUGGACAAAAAGGGUUACCCAGAUGCCACGUUCAGUGUGGAUGGUCUCGAGCAAGGCAGUCGUUCACCCACAAGGUCAAUUAGCACACAGAACGUGCAGAAGCGAGUUAACACGGUGCUCUUCAACGAAAAGGACGGCGACGUUCAACAGAAAGGACGGUGGGUGGAAUUCGUCGAAGGCGCUUUCUUUGAAACUUCCAUGGCCGUCCUCAUCAUGUUGAAUGGCUUGCAAAUGGCCUUCGAGGUGCAACAUGCAGGGCUCAUUCGCGGGCAUGCCCUGGAAUACCGCGAUUAUGCCCACAACCCAAAUCCUUGGCAGGGGGCAGAGCAUCUUUGGGAGGCACUCGGCAUAUUCUUUGGUAUCGCCUUCACAUUCGAGGUGUCCCUCAAGAUCGUCGUCUUGCGCUGCAAGUUCUUCAAGUCCUGCUGGAACUUAUUCGACCUCUUCGUGGUUCUCUGCUUCCUCGUCGAGUCGUCGGCCGUGGUGCAGGGGGGCUUGGGGGAAACGACCGCCCUCCGACUGGCCCGGCUGGCCCGCUUGUUGCGCUUGGUGCGCGUGGUCAGGAAGAUGCAUGGCUUCGACACGCUGCUUCUUAUGACCACCGCGCUCCAAAGCAGCUUCUACGUCCUUGCCUGGUCCUGCAUGCUGCUCUUCAUAAUCCAAGCGAUGGUCGCCUUCUCUAUCAACCAGAUCCUAGAAGAGUUUUAUUACGGUGACCACCACCCGCUGGAGGAGCAGGAGGAGGUGUUCGAAUACUUUGGGAGCUUCUCCCGGGCGCUGCUUAGCACCUUCGAAAUGACGUUGGCGAACUGGCCGCCAGUGUGCCGAUUGUUGAUGGAGAACGUGAGCGAGUGGUUCAUGGUGAUUUGUCUGCUCCACAAGCUCACAGUUGGCUUCGCCGUCAUCGGAAUCAUCAAUGGCGUCUUCAUUCAGGAAACAUUCAGGACUGCUGCCGAGGACGAUUUCAUCAUGAUGCACCAGAAGGAGUCGUCGACGCGAACUCACAAAAUCAAGAUGCGGAAGCUUUUCGAAGCCGGGGACACGUCUGGCGAUGGUAAGUUGGACAAGGAAGAGUUCUUGGAAUUGACGCAGAAUAGUGAGGUCAAGAUGUGGCUGUCGUCCAUGGGGCUCGACGCUUCAGACGGGGAAGCACUGUAUGAUUUCAUGGAUACUGACAAGAACGGCGACGUGAGCGUCAAGGAGCUGAUCGACGGGGUGUCGAAGUUGAAGGGGGCGGCGAGGAGCCUGGACCUGCACAUGUGCCUGAAGAGGCAGGACGAGCUGCACCAGGCUCUGCGGAGCAUGCACCCGGAGAUUGGGCAGCGCCUGAAGGAUCGUUGACGUGGGCGGGUUUUCGCGAGCGAUCGUGCAUUUGCAGAUUGAGGUGCUUCUGCCUCAGCCCCUGAGCCUCAGAGCCCGUGCACGGUGAUCUCAGACGCCUGCGAAGCUGAGGGUGUCAAUCCGUUGGAUCACCACCAGCUGUGGCUGCCUGACGCGCCACGCAGGCGGACCAUCCCGCAGAAGCCUUGCAGGAUGACCAGGAUGCACGACUGCCGUCUCUUUUCAGGCCUUCCUCCCUUUCUUCCUGCUCCCUUUUCUCCUCAUAGCUUGCGUCGGCGUUUCGUAUCGUAUCCCCCUCUCCUGUCAUCUUUGUUACAGAAUGCGCAGCGAAUUGGCCCGGCAAUCACGCCAAUGUGCGUGCAUCAAUCAAGCGAUCAGGUUAUUGCGUCAUCGGACCUUUUCCGCUCCGACUCAUCCCUCCUUCUCUUUGCGCCCUUCCGCCCUCUUUUCCCUGGGCUUUGUGCGGACUUUUCACGGCAUACCUCUGGCCUCGCACGGGAGAGCCUCAGGAUGGGUCAGUUGUGGCAUCGCGGUAGUUGCCUUCGCCGAGACGGUCUCCCGUUGCGCGCACGGCGCUUCCAGCAAGUGCGUGCCCUGCUUUUCCUGCUCCUCAUCACCCUCGGCUCCAUCAGUCUUUACAGUGCUCAAUCGGUCAGACGUGGGCCCCGGCACCUGGGAGCCGCCUCGCAGAAAUUGUUGACUACGAGCUCGGCGGGUACUCGGUGUGUGGUGGCGCGGGGAGGGUG
Molecule: messenger RNA, 2619 nt
Organism: Prorocentrum cordatum
Lineage: Eukaryota; Dinophyceae; Prorocentrales; Prorocentraceae
Source: the annotation of a GenBank genome assembly